Symbiodinium sp. CCMP2456 is the source of this 1368-nucleotide messenger RNA. NCBI's taxonomy places the organism in Eukaryota, Dinophyceae, Suessiales, Symbiodiniaceae. The record is from the annotation of a GenBank genome assembly.
AUGACUCCAACCGUGCCACCCUCGAGCAGCGCGAAGCGCCGAUUGGUUGGGCUCGACGUCAUGCGAGGCAUAACGAUGGCUGUGAUGCUGGUUGUGGACAUCGCUGGCGAUGCAUAUCCCAGCAUUGGACAUGCUGCCUGGGAUGGUCUACACCUCGCAGAUUUCGUGAUGCCUUACUUCCUGCUCAUCUCCGGCAUCAGUGCAGCACUCUCUCCGGUUCACCCAAUGCAGCGUGCUUCAGUGCUUGGCCGGGUGUUCUUGCGCUCCCUGAAGCUCUUCCUUGUAGGUCUUGCCGUGCAGGGCAGUGCCUUUCACGUGACCAAGGCAGGUCCACUGCUUGUUUUUGAUCUCGCCACCUUCCGCGUGAUGGGUAUCCUGCAGCGAAUUGCGGUGGUGUUUCUCGCAGUCAUGAUCAUUGAUCUCUACAUCCCUGGCUCUCGCAGUAGAGCCAGUGACAGUGAGCUGCUUCACCAGCAGUCUGCAGGACACCGCUUUGAUCUGGGUCUUCGACUUCUUGCGGAUUCGCGGUGGCAGUGGGCAGUCGUGCUCCUAAUCGUCGGGCUCGGCGGUUUGCUCACUUACGUAGUGAAACCCCCGGCUUCCUGGCCUGCCUGUUCCGGCGUGCUCUUUGGGCCUGACGAUCCAGAGAUUCUGCGCAGGAUGGGAUGUAGCAGCGUGGGCUGGCUGGACAGCUGUGUGCUGGGCAUCAACCAUCUCUACAUUGCCGGCAACAAUGUGAGUCCAACUGCUGCGGCAAACUUCGGCUUCGAUCCUGAGGGCAUGGUGACGACUUUGAGCGCAGUGUUGCCCAUGUUCUUGGGUCUGCAAAUUGGGCACGCCUGGAGACUGCUGAAGUCUGCAAAAGAGGUCAUGGUACACUGGGCAAUGCUAGCAGCGUUUUGCACAGUGGCCGGAAUUUCCAUGUCGGGCUGGCUGCCUUUCAACAAGCGGCUUUGGUCGCCAUCAUACAGCUUCUUCACCUCCGGCACUGCCAUCCUGAUGUAUGCGCUGCUUUACUUCGCCUGCGACGUCUUGGCACAGCGCCCAACUUUCUGGGGACGAGCAGCUCUUCGCUUCGCCCCGCUUUACGCACCUUUCCGGUGGUUGGGAAGCAACUGCAUACUCUUCUUCGUCCUGUCAGACUGCUGCGGGGUGUUCUCGUGGUUUCUGCAAUUCAUCGCCUGGGGUCAUCCAGCAGGUGAACACAAUGUUGUACACUGGUUUCGGAAGCAGCUCCUGAGGAAGGCUUUCAACUGCACGGCGACGCUCUGUGGACCAGCCGAUGUUGCCUAUGCUCUGGUCGGCCUUGCAUUCUGGGUGCUGGUAUGCGGCGUCUUGCACCGCAGAGGUAUAUUUUGGAAGAUAUGA